UACCGGACAUUUGAUUUAGAAUUGCCACGUUGAGUCUCAGCAUAUUCUUUAUCCUCUCUUUCAGUUUUAUUUUAAAUUGAUAACGCCCUUUGCUUCUGGAGCACUCAUUUCUCAGUUCUUUAAAUUUCAAAAUGAAUACGCAAAUAUAUAUUGUCAAUUUCUCUACAUUCGGUGAAUUUAAUGAGAUUUGAGGUGUUAAAAGGGAUGUGAUAUGAAUUGUAUAUGAUGGGUACUCUUUAUUCAGCCGGAGCGAUAACAAGAUCAUUGGGCCUUUUCCAUAUUAAUAACUCUCUUGAUGCCAAACGGCUGUACAGCAAUAAUCCUUCUGCCAUUGCACGCCCUAAGUGUAAUGCAAUACACAAAGGACCCACAUCUUCUAUUCAAAGAAUAUCUCCGUACUCUGGUCUGAAAUGCUUGUUUUCAGGAAAACAGAGAGUAGCUCUGAAACAUGUUUGUUUGAAUUCUUCGAUGACUUUGAAGUCUUCUCCAGGUCCUCCGGAUGAUUUUAUGGUCAAAGAAAGUCACCAGCCACGCAGGAUAGCCCUGUUUGUAGAGCCAUCUCCAUUCGCAUACAUUUCAGGUUAUAAAAAUCGCUUUCAAAAUUUUAUCAAAUAUCUACGAGAAAUGGGUGAUGAGGUUAUUGUUGUGACAACUCAUAAGGGAGUACCUCAGGAAUUCUACGGGGCAAAAGUCAUAGGAUCAUGGAGUUUUCCUUGUCCUUGGUAUUCAAAAGUUCCUCUAUCCUUGGCAUUGAGCCCCCGAAUUAUUUGUGAAAUUGCAAAAUUUAAACCUGACAUUAUACAUUGUACAUCUCCAGGAAUUAUGGUGUUUGGUGCCCUUAUAAUUGCAAAGCUGUUGUGUGUUCCUCUCGUUAUGUCUUAUCAUACUCAUGUUCCAAUAUACAUUCCCAAAUACACAUUCAGUUGGCUUGUCAAGCCUAUGUGGUUGAUAAUCAAAUUUCUGCACAGAGCUGCUGACCUCACUUUGGUAACAUCAACUGUUCUUGCUAAGGAACUCAAAGCUGCAAGAGUAGCCGCAGCAUAUAAGAUCCGUCUUUGGCACAAGGGUGUUGAUUCCGAGAGUUUUCAUCCACGUUAUAGAAGUCAUGAAAUGAGAGUUCGUCUCACGAAUGGUGAACCACACAAGCCACUGAUUAUACAUGUAGGACGCCUUGGAGUUGAAAAGAAUUUGGGUUUUUUCAAAAUGCUUAUGGAUAGACUACCUGAUGUGCAACUCGCAUUUGUCGGAGAUGGACCCUAUAGAAUGGAACUUGAAGAAAUGUUUGCUGGGAUGCCUGUUGUAUUUACUGGUAUGCUGCAUGGGGAGGAACUUUCCCAAGCAUAUGCUAGCGGAGAUGUCUUUGUUACUCCUUCAGAAUCAGAAACCUUAGGUUUUGUUGUUCUUGAAGCCAUGUCUUCAGGUGUUCCUGUUGUAGCAGCACGUGCAGGUGGAAUUCCUGACAUUAUAUCUGCUGAGGAAGAGGGAAAAACAGGCUUUCUUUUUACUCCAGGAGACACUGAUGACUGUUUGUGUAAAAUUAAAUCACUACUAAACUCUCCUGAGCUUCAAUUGAGUGUUGGUAAGGCUGGUAGAGCAGAGGUUGAGAAGCAUGACUGGCGGGCAGCUACAAAAAAGGUACGUAAUGAGCAAUAUAAUGCUGCAAUCUGGUUCUGGAGGAAGAAGCGCUUUCAGCUCUUUCGGCGGCUUAGCUGGCUGUUAAGACGCACUCCUUUAAGAGCUCAUGUAUGUUUUUCCUAACUAUGGUGGCUAGUCCAAUGGUUAAGACACACUCCUUGUAUAAUCUAGGUUAGUUUGGUGAUUAAGAUACGCUUAUUGUAGAAUCCAAAUAGUGCCUAACGAUGAAGUUUGUUAUUGCUUUGUUCUUUUCAGUUGGUUUCUACAGGUAAAAUUAAUUUGUAAUUUUGUAAUUUGGCUGACAUAUUUAAUGAAUGUAUUAUUAUGUAUUUUUUA
Cryptomeria japonica (Japanese cedar) is the source of this 1971-nucleotide messenger RNA. Its product is annotated as sulfoquinovosyl transferase SQD2. Gene Ontology annotation, cellular component: chloroplast envelope. The record is from RefSeq and is a predicted model, not a curated record. The coding region runs from base 223 to 1758 and encodes 511 amino acids. NCBI's taxonomy places the organism in Eukaryota, Viridiplantae, Streptophyta, Pinopsida, Cupressales, Cupressaceae. Gene Ontology annotation, molecular function: UDP-sulfoquinovose:DAG sulfoquinovosyltransferase activity. The transcript has 11 exons. Gene Ontology annotation, biological process: sulfolipid biosynthetic process; glycolipid biosynthetic process.